UCCCUUUGGACACUCCCUCAAAUUAUAUGAUGUCGGACACACUUGGUUUUCCACUCACUCUCAAUAUCAUAAUUAUAUCUAUUAUUAUAAAUUUAUAUUUAUAAUUAUCAAAACCAAUGCACUUUUGCACAACUCCAACUCCACCAUGGAUUCUCUUUUCCUCUACUUUCAUCUGCUCCUUUUCCGGCCUUUUCUCCGGCCGUCCACCACCAUUGCCUCGUCUCAUCAUCUCUGCUGUCAAGACCGUAGAGAAACCCAAAACCCAAAACCAACCUCAACCUCAGACCCAACCAAAACAAUCAGAUAGGAAAGAAACAAGCAUAACUACCACCAAGACCAGCAAACAACCUCCACCACCAUCCCCUUCACUGGCAGCCACCUUCUGCAACGCUUUAGAUGAUAUCAUAAACAACUUCAUUGACCCACCUCUCCUUCGACCCUCCGUCGACCCCCGGAACGUCCUCUUCGACAACUUCGCCCCCGUCUCCGAGCUCCCCCCGUCCCCAUGCCCCAUCAUUCACGGCCGUAUACCACCUUGUCUCGCCGGCGGCGUCUACAUCCGCAACGGCCCCAACCCUCAAUAUCUCCCUCGCGGUCCUCACCAUCUCUUCGACGGCGACGGCAUGCUCCACUCCCUCCUCCUCCCCUCCUCCUCCUCCUCCUCCUCUUCACCACCUCUUCUCUCCUCCCGCUUUGUCCGCACCUACAAGUAUCUCACCGAGCUCCAAGCCGGCUCUCCCGUCCUUCCCAACGUCUUCUCCGGCUUCCACGGCUAUGCCGGUGUUGCGCGCGGUGCCGUCACUGCCGCCAGCUUCCUCACUGGUCAAAUGAGCGUGACUCAGGGAACUGGCUUAGCUAACACCAGUCUAAGCUUCUUCGCCGGCCGUCUCUACGCUCUCGGUGAGUCAGACCUCCCUUACUCCCUCCACCUUUCCACCACUGAUGGCGACAUCUCCACUCUCGGCCGUGAAGACUUCUCCGGCAAACUCUUCAUGGGCAUGACCGCUCAUCCCAAGAAAGAUCCUACCACCGGCGAGCUCUUCGCCUUCCGUUACGGCCCCAUCCCUCCAUUCCUCACCUACUUCCGGUUCGACAAGGACGGCAACAAGCUCGCCGACGUUCCCAUCUUCUCCGUUCGUGAGCCGUCCUUCCUCCACGACUUCGCCAUCACCGAGAACUACGCUAUAUUCCCUGACAUCCAAAUAGUAAUGAAACCCAUGGACAUGUUGCUACGAGGAGGAGCUCCGGUCGGCUCCAACCGUGCUAAAGUCCCACGUCUUGGUCUCCUCCCGAGAUACUCAACGUCGGACUCCGACAUGCGGUGGUUCGAGGUUCCCGGCUUCAACAUAAUACACGCGCUGAACGCUUGGGAGGAGGACGACGGCGACACGGUGGUGCUAGUAGCUGCUAACGUGCUUUCCAUCGAGCACGCUCUCGAUCGCAUGGACCUCGUCCACACCUGCGUCGAGCUUGUGCGCAUCGACCUGAGAACCGGGGACGUCUCCCGGAAGCCACUGGCCGUCGACAACCUCGAAUUCGGUGUCAUCCACCCUGGCUAUAUCGGCAAGAAGAACCGCUAUGGUUACCUCGGCAUCGGCCACCCCAUGCCUAAGAUCUCAGGGGUCGUCAAACUAGACUUCUCCCUCGCCGGCACCGGAGACUGCGUGGUGGCCAAGAGGGAGUUCGGCCAGGGUUGUUACGGUGGCGAGCCGUUCUUCGUGCCGGAGCACGAGGCCGAGGAAGGAGAAGAGGAUGAUGGGUAUUUGGUCUCGUAUGUGCACAAUGAGAUCAGUGGGGAGUCGAGCUUCUUGGUGAUGGAUGCCCGGUCGCCGGAGCUGGAGAUCGUGGCGGAGGUGCAGCUCCCUGUCCGUGUUCCUUAUGGCUUUCAUGGCCUCUUCGUCACCGCCGGCGAGCUCCGCUCGCAGCAUCCCCCUCAAAAAUACACAUGAAUAAGUAAAUAAAUAAAUAUUAUUAUUUUUAAAAUACAAAAUUGUCACAUUCACGGAUAGGCUACUUAAUUAUUACUUAUUAGGACACUUUUUCAAAAUCAUGUUGAUUGCUUUUAUUGGUUA
Messenger RNA from Dioscorea cayenensis subsp. rotundata (Guinea yam), 2072 nucleotides. Its product is annotated as 9-cis-epoxycarotenoid dioxygenase NCED1, chloroplastic. Gene Ontology annotation, biological process: carotene catabolic process. Gene Ontology annotation, cellular component: chloroplast stroma. The transcript has a single exon. The record is from RefSeq and is a predicted model, not a curated record. Lineage: Eukaryota; Viridiplantae; Streptophyta; Magnoliopsida; Dioscoreales; Dioscoreaceae. Bases 117 to 1949 code for a protein of 610 amino acids. Gene Ontology annotation, molecular function: carotenoid dioxygenase activity.